Vitis vinifera (wine grape) is the source of this 2101-nucleotide messenger RNA. Its product is annotated as exocyst complex component EXO70I. The coding region runs from base 14 to 2101 and encodes 695 amino acids. The transcript is spliced from 2 exons. Gene Ontology annotation, biological process: exocytosis. Lineage: Eukaryota; Viridiplantae; Streptophyta; Magnoliopsida; Vitales; Vitaceae. Gene Ontology annotation, molecular function: phosphatidylinositol-4,5-bisphosphate binding. Gene Ontology annotation, cellular component: exocyst. The record is from RefSeq and is a predicted model, not a curated record.
UCGAGCAGAAGCCAUGGAGCCCAAAGAAGAGGAUCCAACGCUCGCCAAGCUCCAAUCAGCCUGUUCCGAUCUGAAAAAACUGCUUCACAGCUCAGCCAGCAUGGAAGCAAGUCUAGAAAAGAUGGACAAAAAUUUUGAUACAUUGCAAGAAACCCUUUCCACGGCUUCAAGAAGAGUAGGUCCUUUGCAGUCCUUGGCUAUAGCUUCCAAAGCUCUCGACACCAGAAUAAACCGGGCGGUUUCCCCGGCUCUCGCUCUUCUCGAAAGUUUCAAACUUGCGGAGUCUCUCCAACACAAGCUGCUUCAGCUCACCUCUGAAUUAUCGUCUAAGGACGCUCCCAAGAAGCGGCUCAAGGCACUGGUUAAGUAUGUUGAUUGUGUGGAUAAACUCAAUGCGGCCAUCAAUUCUAUUAGUCUAGAGUGUGAGCCUGCGAUUCAGAAGCUUCAAGAGGUGGUGGAGUUUUUGAGUAGGACCAGGGCGACUGAUCAGUAUAGGACGCAUCGGCUGAGGGAGACUCUAAUCACUCUUAAAGCGCUGUAUGAAACAGAGGUGGAUGCGAUGAGAUUUGAUGGGUUGCUGGAUGAAGCUUUGCUCAAUUUGCAGGAUGAGUAUGAGCGUAUACUGCAGCAGCUAAGGCAUCGAAACAUAGCUGAGUUGCAAGGAGAUGCUCCGGCUGAGAUGAUGGCUUCUGAUCUGGGUACUGAGCUGGAGGUUGAGGUUCUUAGACGGAUUUCAGAAACUCUAGCUGCUAACGAUUGUUUGGAUAUAUGCAUCGAUAUCUUUGUGAAGGUGAGGUAUAGAAGGGCAGCAAAAGCCCUGAUGAGACUGAACCCUGAUUAUCUAAGAACUUAUACUCCCGAGGAAAUUGACAACAUGGAAUGGGAGAGCUUGGAGACAGCAACAGCCCUUUGGAUCCAACACUUCGAGCUUGCAGUUAAAACAGUCCUGGUGUCAGAAAAGAAACUCUGCAAGCAAGUUUUGUCAGGAAUCAUGGAGGGAUUAAUCUGGACAGAAUGCUUCGUAAAGAUUGCAGACAAGAUCAUGGCAGUCUUUUUCCGGUUCGGAGAGGGUGUAGCGAGGAGCAACAAGGAACCCCAGAAGCUGUUCAAGCUCUUAGACAUGUUCGAUUCAUUGGAAAAGCUUAAAACCCAAUUCUCAGAGAUUUUCGAAGGUGAAGCUGGAGCUGACAUCUGUUUGCGAUUCCGAGAACUUACGAAGCUUCUCGUCCACUCUUCCAGCAAAGUAUUUUGGGAGUUCGGCCUUCAAAUUGAAGGCAAUCAAGACGGGUUUCCGCCACUUCAAGACGGCUCAGUUCCAAAACUCGUCCGAUACGCCAUUAAUUACCUUAAGUACCUGACCACCGAGAAUUACAGUGCUCCCAUGGCAAAGGUUCUUCGAACGGAGCAAAUAUGGAAAGCCGGCGUUUUAUCUCAACCUGAAACAGAUGAGAACUUACUCAAAGACGCCAUUUCCAGCGUAAUGGAAGCUAUUCAGAGGAACGUGGAGUCGAAAAAAUCCCGAUGCCGAGACAAAAUUCUUUCCCAUGUCUUCGCCAUGAACACGUACUGGUACAUUUACAUGAGAAGCAGAAGUUCAGAGCUGGGGAAGCUUUUAGGAGAGCAGUGGAUGAAGAAGAAGUACAAGAUCAUUGCGGAAGAAUCGGCAUACAUGUACCAGAAACAGGCUUGGGGAACUCUAGUGAAUUUGCUGGAGAAAGAAGAAUCGAACAGACAGACAAACAAAGAAUCCAUGGGAGCUGUGAUAAGAGGGAAGAUGGAAGCAUUUCUAGAGGGUCUUGAUGAAAUCUCCAAAAGACAUAGAACCUCUUAUACCAUUCCUGAUGCAGAUUUGAGAAUACAGCUGAGGGAGGCGUCCGUUAAGCUGGUAGUUACGGCUUAUACCGAAUUCUUAACCUCUUACUCCUAUUUUUUGCAGCCAAAAUCCUACCUUCCUCCCGACUCAAUCCAGGCCAUGCUGGGUCAACUUUUCAACGAUGGCCAUCGAGUCCCUAGACUUUCCAAGGAUCGGAUGGCUGGAGACAACUCGGCCGGUGAGAUCAAAGAUUUUUCACGGUCCAGAUCAAACGCCAGUGAUCAGUGA